UGGAAGUAGGCGUCGAAAGAUGAACUUAAUCAGAGUUUAGCGAUGUCGAUAUCCUGGAAAUGAAGACACAACUGGAGUCACAUAUUACAUUUAACUGAAUAUUUAGACUUUAAGGAUGAGACCUACAAUUGACUUUAGAGAAUGUCUCAAGGAUUCGCCGAAAUUCAGGACCUCACUGGAAGGUUCCGAAAACGACUUGGAGAUCCUAGAAGCACGUCUCGAAAGGAUGGUGAAGCUGUGCACCUUGAUGAUAGAGACUGGCAAGUCUUUUAAAAGAGCAAGCAGCGAUUUUGUGAUCGGUGUACGAGAUCUGGCGUCCUAUUUUAAAGAUGAUGAUCUGAUUGUGGAUGAUUCUAAAGUUUGUAAUUGUCUGAAUAAAUUUGCUCAUGAGAUGUCAGAAAUGCUGAAGUAUUUUACCAUACUGUUGGACCAAGCUAAUCGAUCUGUCUGUAAAAACCUGGCUAAUUUCAUAAAAAAUGAUAUAAGGAAGGUCAAGGACUCAAAGAAAGACUUUGAGAAGAUCAGUGAUGAGUUAGAUUCGGCGCUGGUACGUAAUGCUGGUGUCCAACGUAGUAAACCUCUAGAAUGUGAGGAGGCUGCCAACCAACUCAAGGCAAAACGAUCUGGAUUCGCUCUCGCAUCUCUAGAUUACGUAUUUCAGAUCAAUAUUCUUCAUUCUAAAAAGAGAUUUGAUAUAUUAGAAACUAUGUUAUCAUUUAUGCACGCUCAGAGUACGUUCUUCCAUCAAGGCCAUGAGUUGUUCAAGGAAUUUGAACCAGAAAUGAAAUGUGUGGCCACACAGGUCGAGGAGUUAAGUGCCAAAGCUAGUCAGGAGCGCAAGGAGAUGGAGCAGAGACAUAGCCUUGUGCAACAUAAGAAUGUGAAUCUGUCUCAGAAUGACUUGGACAAUGAAACCAGUGUUCAGCACAUGGAGGGCUACCUCUUCAAAAAAACUAGUAAAGGCUUCAAAAGCUGGGUCAGGCGAUGGUUCAUGAUCCAGAAUAACCAGUUCGUGUACCGUAAACGGUCCGGUGUGAAGGAGUGCUCUGUGAUGGAGGAAGAUCUACGUCUCUGCACCGUCAAACCGGUGUACGAAACAGAGCGACGCUUCUGCUUUGAUGUCUUGUCCCCAUCUAGGAGCCACAUGUUACAAGCAGAGACGGAUGAGGACUGUCAGAUGUGGAUCACAGAGAUACAGACGGGGAUCAGUAAUGCCUUCCGAUGUGCCUCAAACCAGCAGAACCAAGUUGAAGAGGAGAUAGAGACAAAUAGAACAUUACAAACAUCAACUGAGGAAAACAGUGUAGCAUCAACUCCUCCAGUAACUAAACAGAGCAAGGCUCAACAGAGGUUAGAACAGCUGCUGUCUAUCCCUGGAAAUGAUCACUGCUGUGACUGUGGCUCACCAGAGCCACGCUGGUCCAGUAUCAACCUCGGAAUCACCCUCUGUAUAGAGUGUUCUGGUAUCCACAGGAGUUUUGGAGUCCACUUAUCCAAGGUACGAUCCAUCACUCUGGACGCCUGGGAACAAGAACAGAUAAAGGUCAUGGUGGAACUCGGCAAUGAUAUUGUCAACCGUAUUUAUGAGGCCAGCGUAGACGAGUCCAUAGCAACUAAAGCAACAUUUGAUUGUAAAAGAUCUGUUAGAGAGAACUGGAUUCGAGCCAAGUAUGUGGAUAAGGCAUUUGUAAUGAAGCUACCAGGACCAAAGGUGGUUAGUCGUGCCCGGGGCUGGAGUGUCAAGAGGAAAACUAAACGGCCAUCACCAAGUCGCUCCCUGAACAAAGACGAGUCUCACUCGGACCUGGAGUCAGAUGUGACUAGUGGCCUGAUGGAAGGCCGGAAAUUACGCUCUAAACCACCUGUUUUGUCAGUGUCAAAUACAUCUAAGGACUGUGACAGUGGAUUGGGGGCCAGUGCCUCCGACGUCAUCGUGUUCGGGGACUCGGAGAUUGAAGUCCCUGAUCUCAGUACAAGUUUGGACCUGGAAAGUUCUGAGGGGUCAGAGGUCGAGGAUGACGGUGAUGAUUCAAAGUCUACGACUUCGUGGGAGGACAUGAGUAAACUGGACCCCAACAUGCUGCUGUAUAAGGCAGCCCAGGCCCGAAACCUGGCCGUGAUGCUGGAGGCCCUGGCCAACGGAGCCGACCCCAACUGGGUACACGAAGAGGAGGAAGGCAAAACACCUCUAAUGAAAGUCGUGGAAACUGGAUCUCUUUCUGCCUGUGAGUUUCUACUACUGAAUGGUGCUAAGUUAGCACGGAAGGACAAAAACGGGCGGACACCAUUACACCAUGCCACUAUGAACGGUAACACUGGACAAGUUUGCCAGUUUCUGAAGAGAGGGGCUGACCUCCACUCCAAGGACAAAGAUGGACAGGAUCCUUUAGCCAUAGCCGUGAGUACGGCCAACGCCGAUAUAGUUACACUAUUGAGAUUAGCGAAGUUGAAUGAGGAGAUGAAAGAGUCCGGAGGAGGAUUCAACAACCCAGGAGAUGAUACCUUUCAAGAUGUGUUCCGAGAUUUCAGCAACAUGGCGUCAAACAAUCCAGAGAAACUGAAGCGGACAAACACUGCGAGCAGUAGCUCUAACCCGACCUAGCUCUCACCAUGUCC
Molecule: messenger RNA, 2616 nt
Organism: Pecten maximus
Lineage: Eukaryota; Metazoa; Mollusca; Bivalvia; Pectinida; Pectinidae
Product: arf-GAP with coiled-coil, ANK repeat and PH domain-containing protein 2-like
Exons: 26
Coding region: 116-2602 (828 amino acids)
Cellular component (GO): cytoplasm
Molecular function (GO): protein binding; GTPase activator activity
Source: RefSeq, a predicted model, not a curated record